Trichoderma aggressivum f. europaeum is the source of this 5742-nucleotide messenger RNA. RefSeq lists its product as uncharacterized. Bases 1 to 5742 code for a protein of 1913 amino acids. Gene Ontology annotation, cellular component: cell cortex; mitochondrion. Lineage: Eukaryota; Fungi; Ascomycota; Sordariomycetes; Hypocreales; Hypocreaceae. Gene Ontology annotation, biological process: microtubule cytoskeleton organization; maintenance of protein location in cell cortex. The transcript has 3 exons. Gene Ontology annotation, molecular function: phospholipid binding; tubulin binding. The record is from RefSeq and is a predicted model, not a curated record.
AUGGCGUCGUCGUCAGUCACCUCGGACCGGCCCGAUCUCUCUGUGCCCGCAGGAGACGGCGCCAACGAUCCCUUCUUCUCCGCCUCGUCGACCGCCCCGUCCCAUCUGCGAUUUUCCGACUUUGAUCAAGAGCUCUUCGCCGCCGGCCCCGGUUCCGAUCCGCGACAGGCGAAGCGCGCCCUGGAAGCUCACCUGGCAGAGACCGACCGUCGCCUGGACGAAGCUGGCAAGAUUGGAACCGCUCUCGUAUCGCAGCGCAAAGCCCUCGCCGAACAGCUCCAGGAAAUCGAAAAGCUCCAGGCCGAGGAAGAGCUGGCGCCCGAGCUGCGCAAGAAGCUCGUCAGCAUCGAAAAGGACUACAAUGAUUUGGCUCGAGAGUCGGCGAGGGUCUUUUUGCCCAAGCAGCGAGUCGCGAGCAGCAGCGACAACAACCAAGGCUCGCCCUACACGCUGGACAGCCGAUCAGGCAGGCGCUCCGCCAGUCCUUCCAAAUUCGAGAGUCAAGCUACGGGCUCACCCGCCAAGCUCAGCGUGCCCAACCGCAAGAUGCGAAACCAGCCGUCCAACAGAGUCCACGACAUCGAAUUCGCCGCCGAAAUCAGCACAUCGCUCAUUGCCCAGCUCCGCAAUCUACAGGCACUGCUCGGUGAACGAGAUGAACAGGUCAAAGACCUCCGCAACGACGUCUCUCGCCUCGAGGGCGAGUCGGAGGCCCAGCAGCAGCGUCUCAAGGUUCUUGAUGAGAGUGAACAUCGCUUCAAGGAAGAGAACUGGAACCUUCAGACCCGACUGCAGGAGAUGAAUGGCCAGCAGAGGGAGGCGUCCGACCGCGAGAAGAAGCUCGACAAUGCUCUCCACGCCUCCAACGCUGCCAAGUCUGCCACCCAAAAGGAGCUGGAUGAGGUGAAGCUGACGCUCUCCAAGCUGACCGAGGAGCACGCUGCCUCCACCAAGCACCACGACAUUGAGCUCGGCACUGCCAGACGCGCCAUUGCCAUGGCCGAGGGCGAACGUUCUGCCAUGCAGCGCAAGAUUGAUGAGCUGACCAGCCAGAACCUGGAGCUCGCCAAAGCCAUCGCGGCCCAGAGAGCAAAGGCUCAGGAGCGCGAGUCCUCUUCAGGCACUAGUGACGAAGAUCUCGAGGCUUCUGCCAUCGACAUUACACCUGAGCAUUCCCCGCCGCAGUCUCCCGUCAAGGGAGCCACUCCCAGGCACUCCAUGCUCGAGACCGAGACUCUCAAGACAUCUCUGCAGCACGCCCAGCGAACCAUUCAGAGCCAGCGAAGCCAGCUCCACCGUGAAAAGACGGAGAAGCUUGAAUUCCGACGCAUUAUCCAAGACCUUCGCGACGAUUUGGAAAAGGCCAGAAACGAGCUUGAAAAAGGCCCUGCUCUGCCCCCCGUUCGUCGUGGUCGCAGGGUCGAGCCCAAGGAAGUCAAGGUCAGGCCGCCUCGAUUGCUCGGCAGCUUCCGCUCUAGCCGCCAAGAAGUUGUCAUGGAAGAGCCAGUCGCUCCGGAAGACCCAGAGUGGGAAGAUACUCACGAUGUUUCACCUCGCUCCUCUGGCCUUCGCGCCGGCGGUCGCUCUCCCGAUCGACGCCAGCAACAGUUUCAACUUCACCUCCAGCGGCAACGGCAGUCGUCUGAUGUUUCUGAUGGAGAGGAACUUGUUCUCGAAUCCAUCGAGACCAGCGACUCUUUCGAGACUGCUGCCGAAGAGGGCAACGAUUCUGCCUUUGAGACGGCCGAACCAGGAACCGAGACGGAAGAUUUCCAGACAGGACACGAGGACUUGUCUGAUGAAAGUGAUGCCCCUACUGAGGUUGCACUCUCCAUACGAGGCUUUGGCAGCAUGAGACGACCUCCCAGCCUGCAGCCCGGCCUUCCAAGAUACCCCAACCGGGAAUCGUUUGACAGCACCGCGUCAACCUCGACCGAAGAAGACGAGUUCUUGGAGUUCCCUGAGUUUAGAUCACCCACCGCUGCCGCCUCUCUACGGAGAAUGCGCAUGAGCAACAGGUCAUCAAUGUCCCGAAGAAGCUCUCGACAGGAGAGCGAGGAGCCUCAGUUCCGGAGCCCCGGCGCAAGCUUCAGCAGCGGUGGCGGCGAUCCGGCAACCCCCGGCCAGAGUCUCUUUGCCGAGCUGCAGGAUUUCCCCAGCGACGAUGAAUCAUCAAUCAUGUAUACUCCUGGCCGCAGAAGCCUCCGUUCCAUGACGCCGGCUUCCACCCGCCGCGCCGUUACGCCGCCUCCAGCGGUUCCCCGGCUGCCUCGAGUCAUCAUGGUGGAUUCAGGCGUCAUGACCGACCCCAUCGAGUUUGGUCCUGGCAUCGCGUCUCUCGGCCAUCGCACAUCUCGCAGCUCGCUGCUCAGCGUGGGCGAGUUCGCUCGAAGACCGAGAUCCAUGGAGUCGGCCAUUCCCAACACUGAUUUCCGUGCAUCCACAGCCUCAUGGCGGAGCGCUGAAGAAGGGCCCGCGGGCUCUGCUACGUACUCCCGCCCCGCGUCUACAGUUGCCUACAGCGAUGCCGGUGCCCAGUACGACAUUGGCGAGAAGCUUGCACAGUUCCCUCUGCCUCCCUCAUCGCUGCCCAGCGAGCCAGAUGUCAUGCCAGUUCCUGCGCCUGCGCCUGCGCCUGCUCCCCCUGCUGUUCUUGAACUCUCCGUCAUCCAAUCCGAGGACAUCGAGCCUCGAGAAGAACAACACCAAGAGCCGGCACCGGCCGCUGUACCUCCCACCCUGAUCUUGACACCAAUGGCAUUUGAGACAGUGGAGCCCUUAGCCGAGCCGGAGGUCCCCGCUCCUCACCUGGGAUUGUCUGCCAUCGUGGCCGAGCAUUUGAAACCCGAAGCAGAGCCCGACGUUCCACCUCCAGACCUCACCCUCUCCAGCAUCUUUGCUGAAGGACUGGAGCCCCGGGCGGAGCCAGAGCUGCCUCCGGCUGAAUUGACUCUGUCGACAAUCAUUGGCGAGGGCCUGGAGCCAGUGGCCGAGCCUGAAAUCCCCCCAGCGGCCCUUUCGCUGUCGACAAUCGUCGGUGAAGGUCUGGAGCCAGUGGCCGAGCCUGAAGUCCCCCCAGCGGCCCUUUCGCUAUCGACAAUCGUCGGUGAAGGCCUGGAGCCAGUGGCCGAGCCUCAAGUCCCCCCUCCAAUCCUCUCGCUCUCUACCAUUGCAACUGAAGGCUCAGAGCCAGUAGAAGAGCCAGAGCUGCCUGCGCCGGUGCUGAGCCUCUCCACCAUCGUGGCAGAGGGACUGGAGCCCAAGGCAGAACCCGAAGCUCCUCUACCCGAGCUUACCCUGGCCUCUAUCGUAUCAGAAGAGGUUGAGCCCGUUAUCGAGGAAUCACAAGUCCCCGAGCUUAUCGCCGCCAAGGAGAUUGCCCCAGAAGAAGCUCCAGCUGUCAUCUUGCAGGAGCUCAGCAUUUCGCCAAUCGUGACGGAGCAGGUCGAGCCCAUCGCUGAGCCCGAGGUGGUGAUAUCCCCGCCGGCAUAUCUCACCAUGUCAUCCAUUCAGACACAGCAGCUAGAGCCCAGAGAGCUUUGGUUGCCAACUUUGACGCUGUCUACCAUUGCUGUGGAGAAUGUCGAACCCAUCGCCGAGCCGGCGCCCGAGCCCGUUUCCGCAGCACUGACACUCUCUGCUCUCUCCUUCCAAAACACCAUUCCGUUCGACGAGCUGCCUAUCGAUGACGAGGAGCUGUUCUUGCCAUCAUUACCCCAGCCCGAGCUCCCUGCGCUUGGCCUCUCCUCAAUCGUAGCAGAAGACGUUGAACCCAUCUUCCCUCUCGCCCCGCAGUUUGCAUUUUCCUCCAUCUCAUCUGUUGAGACUCAGCCAGUUAGCCCCGUCAAGAGAGGGGGAUUCAUCCUCCCAAGCAACAUCAAAUCUCCCUUCAACGAUGAAGAAGAUGGUGAGGUAUCCGACAAGAACCUCUUUGCGUCAUAUGUUACUCGCAGAAGACCUGAGAGCGUCCCCUCAUCACCCAUUAUUGCCGAAGAUGAGACGAGGCAAUCACUUCCUGUGUCGCCGCAAGUCGACACUCCCGAGUCCAAGCGGCCAUUCAAGGAGAUUUCAGCCAAUGGAAGCUCUCGUCCUGGUCAGCAACUGACUCAAACCAGCGACCAGGGAGCCCAGACAUCACUGACUUCGGGAGCCAUCGAUGAGCUGCUCAAGACUGGAGCUGAGACUCCCGCAAAGAGCCCUUACUCCGUUGGCAGCCCUGAUACCGUGGGGACUGUCAAGGUCAACCGCCCCUAUCAAGAAAACCUAGACAGCCCCUUCUCAGCCAUCUCAAGCAGGAGUAGGACGCUCGAUCCAGCACCUAUUUUCCACUCUACGCCCACGUACCGGCCUGGCAGUGCUACCAGUGGCAAAUCCUCGCUCGUGGACGCGCCUCCUCUGCCAUCAAACCACCAGCAAAUGAUCCAGGCGGCUCGUUCCGGCUCAUCCAACGGGACGACGCAAACGCAGAACCAGAGCCAGAGCCAAGGUACUAUGGGCCCGCCUCUCUGGCCCGCCUCGGCGACAAAGCCAACACCGACCACCCCCAGCAGGGACAGACCAAUGUCUCCUCCUUCCGGCCGCGGCACUCCUACUCCUCGCGCUCCUGUCCGAGCCGACUCAUCCCACGGUACUGCCGAGUUCCCUCUGCCUCCUCCUGUCAGGCUUUCUGCUGCCAUGUCCAGGCAGACUUCCGUGUCCUCGUUCGCAUCAGAGCUGGACAAUCGUUUCGGAAUGCGGGCCAACGAGAUGGGCCUCGACCCUAGCGGGUUUGGACCCAACACCGACCCCAGGAUGAUCCAAGCCAUCACGCAGACCAUGAUUGGAGAAUACAUAUGGAAGUAUACGCGCAAGACUGGUCGCGGCGAGCUAUCUGAGAAGCGACACCGCCGCUACUUUUGGGUGCACCCAUACACGAGAACUAUCUACUGGAGCGAGCGAGACCCGUCAACGGCUGGUCGUACUGAGAUGAAGGCGAAGAGUCUCCCCAUCGAUGGCGUGCGAGUAGUGACAGACGACAACCCCAUGCCGCCGGGUCUCCACCGUAAGAGCUUGGUGAUCAUCUCUCCCGGCAGGACGAUCAAGUUUACCUGCACCACUGGCCAACGACACGAGACGUGGUUCAAUGCUCUGUCAUAUCUCCUGCUGAGGACUAGCAAUGGUCACGAUGGUCAAUCUGAUGCGGAAGAGAUGGCGACUGACCUCACUCGGGAAGACGUCGACGAGUUCAACCCUCCGUUUGGGCGGCGCCCUGCCAACGGCACCUCGCGUCCCUCGGCCCCGUCCCUUUCGUCGUACAACUCCCGCACCACUUCACAGGCCGAGGCAAUCUCUCUAGAGAUUCCUACGCUGACGCCAUCGGGGAAGCAUGCUUCAACCCCGAUUAGGCCUUCCCUUACAGGCAGCAUCAGCAGCAAGGUAGGCUCGUACUGGAAGGUGGGCGGGUCCAAGCUCUCUGGAUCGAUCCGCAGCAGGACGGUUAGCGCUCAGAAUGUUAGCAUUUACCAGGCGAGCGAGGUCCACGAUAGUGCUGAGGAUCUUCGUGAGAUGAUUGAGCAGCAAGACAGGGAAGCAGACCGGCUGGAGAAUGUCAGAGCCUGUUGCGAUGGCAAACACGACGUCGGGACGCUUCCUCACACUACCAAGAAGGGAGGACGCAGCCACAACCAUCAUCACCAUCACGUUCACUCCAGUGGACAGUCUGCCAUGAAUACCCCCAUGGCAUCUAUGCGCUCUCGGGCAUAG